AUGAGCAUCCUUCUGAGUUUGGUGCUAAUAGCUUCUACGGAGGGGUUCUUCUUAAAAUGGGGUUCAGAUUCCGGAAGUCAGUCCUCUCAGAAGUCUUGGGUGCAACCGAUGUCGCCGUACAGAUAUCAAUACAUGUACCCGUAUGAGUCCAGAAAAAUAUACCAAGUACAACAACAACAGUACGCUCAACCCGAUAUGCAGAUGCAACAAAACAUGGCUCCGAUACCUAUCAGCGUGCCCGCUGGAGCAAGUCUCACGCCGGUUUCUCUCCAACACGUACAGCUCGUGCCCUGCAUGUGCCCAGUGGCGCCUGAAGAAGCGGACAAACUACAAGAGCAAGCUGGCUCCGGUCCGUACGUCGCGCAGACUUACUCGCAAGCUUAUUCCAUCCCACAGCAAAUGACGGUCGCAGACGCUCCAAAAACGACCAAUAAACAGUAACAUUAUACAAU
Molecule: messenger RNA, 452 nt
Organism: Vanessa atalanta (red admiral)
Lineage: Eukaryota; Metazoa; Arthropoda; Insecta; Lepidoptera; Nymphalidae
Exons: 2
Coding region: 1-441 (146 amino acids)
Source: RefSeq, a predicted model, not a curated record